Amphimedon queenslandica is the source of this 535-nucleotide messenger RNA. RefSeq names its product myotubularin-related protein 2-like. Gene Ontology annotation, cellular component: membrane; cytoplasm. The transcript has 7 exons. The record is from RefSeq and is a predicted model, not a curated record. Lineage: Eukaryota; Metazoa; Porifera; Demospongiae; Haplosclerida; Niphatidae. Gene Ontology annotation, molecular function: phosphatidylinositol-3-phosphate phosphatase activity. Bases 8 to 520 code for a protein of 170 amino acids. Gene Ontology annotation, biological process: phosphatidylinositol dephosphorylation.
CUACAAGAUGUACUUCAAAUCUGAUCCCACUCCUAAGAACACUGAAGAGUCUGUGGUAUUGAAUGUCCCCCUUGGUGUUAUCACCCAUGUUGAGAAGAUCGGAAGAUCAAGACAGAAAGGAGAUAAUGUCAUAUAUGGACUUGAUGUUCACUGCAAGGAUAUGAGGACGUUAAGGUUUGCUUUUGCUCAUAAUCAAGAGUCUCACGGUAGAAGAGGAAUGUAUGACCGGCUGCAGAUUGUAGCUUUUCCAUGUUCUUAUGGAAAGAAUGUUUAUGCAUUUCAUUUCCGUGGUGAUUACCCUGACGACGGUUGGGAGGUGUACGAUCCAGAGGCUGAACUGAAGAGAAUGGGUGUUGGUAAUGAUGGAGUUCCAUGGAGGAUUUGUCAUUUAAAUAAAAAUUAUGAGCUUUGUGAUACAUACACAUCAACGUUUUCCGUUCCUUUGAAUUGCAGUGAUGAGAUGGUACAAGGUGUUGCUCAGUUCAGGAGUAAAGGAAGAAUACCAGUAAUUCAAUUUUAAUAUUAUACAGUACAU